UAGUUUAUCCUUAUCUAUGUCAGUGGGUUCAAGUUCAAUUUUCCAUUACCAUAAAAAUAUUUUCUGUUUCCAUUUUUUUAUACAAGACUUCAUAUUAAUCUCAUGUAUUGAAACUUAUACUUUUUUUCAGGGCAUUAUAAUAUUAUGUUAAAUCCACGAAUAAAUAGUUUAUAGCUUUAACAUCUAGGUUGAGCUGAACAUUUUAUUAGAAUUUUGGAUAGUGUCAAGUAUCAUUGACUGUGCCGGCAUCAUAAGACAUCGUGAAAUAUUUAAGACAAUAGUAACCAGUUAAAAGAAAUUAGGUUUUGAAUUAUUUUUCCAGAUCAUUUAUCAUGAUUGCUUGGCUGGCGUCGUUUGGCUUUAGGAGUAGCCUAUUGUCAAACAAAAACCACUAACCCUGAUAAGGUGAAACAACCGAGGGAACAACCAAUAGUCAUAGAAUUGAAUCAAAUAGCCGAACAACUGACCCAUAAGCAUUUGUUACAACAAACGUGUACUAUUUCAGUAAAUUGUUCUUGUCAGAUGAUUACAAUAGCACUAGUUGCACUUAAUGAUGCAUCUAAGAAGUACAAAGAUUCACUAAUGAGGUGUAUGGAUUUAUUGGAACCCAAUGAUUUGUUUAAUGACAAAUUAGAAAAUGAUGUUUUGGAGUCUCGAUAUGAUAUUGCAAAUGCAAAAUCAUUUUAUUUAGAUUCUAUUAGUGCUAUGGAUUGUGCGCUACAACUUGGAAGGUCAAACGCACUUAUGUCUUAUACAGUAGCAGCAGACACUGUAUUCAAUAGUAUGUCUGAAAAACUUUACUCCGCUGAAAGAGAGUUUCAGUCUUGUACUGAAGAGAUAAGGAAAUUAGAAGACAAAUUAACUAAAUUAUUGGCAGACUCUGUGAAUAUAUCUAAACAUGAAGAAAAUUGAAUAAACUAAUUAUGAAAC
This is a messenger RNA of Acyrthosiphon pisum (pea aphid), 930 nucleotides long. RefSeq lists its product as uncharacterized. The transcript is spliced from 5 exons. Gene Ontology annotation, biological process: apoptotic process. The coding region runs from base 523 to 912 and encodes 129 amino acids. The record is from RefSeq and is a predicted model, not a curated record. Gene Ontology annotation, cellular component: mitochondrion. Lineage: Eukaryota; Metazoa; Arthropoda; Insecta; Hemiptera; Aphididae.